UUCAUUCACCAACCUUUCUUUUAUGCUUUGCGAAAUUCGACGGAAAAUUCCAAUGUCUCUCUCCGAAGAUUCGUCGCACACCGCCGGCGAGAUUAUUCUGUUCGGCGUGAGAGUGAAAGUCGAUCCGAUGAGGAAGACCGUGAGUUUGAAUAACCUUUCUGAAUACGAGCAUCUUAGUAACACAAGCAAUCCGGAGGCGGCGAAGGAGCGCGGCGGAGCUUCCGGAUACGCCUCCGCAGAUGACGCAGCGCCUCAGCCGCCCGCCGGAAGCGUCCGCUUCGAACGUAAGCGAGCAACUCCAUGGACGGAGGAAGAGCACAAGCUAUUCCUUAUUGGAUUGCAGAAGGUUGGGAAAGGAGACUGGAAAGGAAUUUCUAAGAAAUAUGUCAAGACUCGCACGCCGACUCAAGUCGCUAGCCAUGCUCAGAAGUACUUCCUCCGCCGGAGCAACCUCAAUGGCCGGCGCCGGCGUUCUAGCCUCUUCGACAUCACCACUGAAUCGGUUGCUGCAAAGCCGAUGGAAGAGGCUAGAAACCGGCAACAGAUCCUGGCUAAGCCAGUUGCACGCCCAGCCUCAUUGAAAUCCAAUGCCAAUGUAUGCUCAAGCUCAACCAUGCCAUUAUUCCCCAUGACCAAUGGUCCAGUUCUAUCAUCAAUGCAAGGAAGGAACCAUCCAUCGGAAAACUGUCAAAACUUCAUGUCAUCAGCAACGUUUGUUCAUCGUCUUUCCCAGCCUCCUUCCUCAGCAAUGGCUGAGCGGAACUUGAACCAGCAAGCUCCUAUCGAGUCAUUGCCAUUGUGUCUGAGGCUGUCCCUUUCCACGGGUCCGAACCAGUCGCCAUUGCCGGUCAUGUCUGGCUACAAAAACGGAGAUAGGAUCAUAAGUGUUGCUUGAGGAAGAAUACUUUUUGGAAAGAGAAUAAGACCCAUGAUUAUGAAGAAGAGGGCACAUCAUAACCAUGAACAUUAGAAAAAUAGACAAGGCAUUGAUUAAGAAAUACAGCAGAUUGCUUAACUAGCUUUUGAAUAUUUACCCCAUUUAUAAACUGUACAGACUGGCACCAUAUAUUAUCUUGGACUUACCCUUGUUAUUAGUAGUAUAUGCUAAUAUUCAAGAUUCUUGCUUUG
Molecule: messenger RNA, 1128 nt
Organism: Salvia splendens (bonfire salvia)
Lineage: Eukaryota; Viridiplantae; Streptophyta; Magnoliopsida; Lamiales; Lamiaceae
Product: transcription factor MYB1R1
Exons: 3
Coding region: 23-895 (290 amino acids)
Biological process (GO): response to gibberellin; response to ethylene
Molecular function (GO): DNA binding
Source: RefSeq, a predicted model, not a curated record